Messenger RNA from Salvelinus sp. IW2-2015, 5306 nucleotides. The record is from RefSeq and is a predicted model, not a curated record. Lineage: Eukaryota; Metazoa; Chordata; Actinopteri; Salmoniformes; Salmonidae.
UACAAUGUAGCAGAGAGGCGAGGCGAGAUCACACUGCGGAGUUAACAGACAGGCUGGAAACAAAUGGAACAAGCGAGCGUCAACACCAACGGCUGUCUCUUUCCCACCAAAUGAAUUGUCAUCAAACGUCGUAGAAAGCUCGUAGAGGAAGGCCCAGGCGGGGCCCUGGAGUGGCUCAGUACAAGGGUGUGUGUUCUCACCACCACCCCCCGCGCCUCUCCUCCCCCCUGGAGAAGACCAGCAGGAUGUCGGAGGCUAGAGAGCGUAGCCCCCGCCACCAGAGACCCUGGUCAGUGUACCGGGCCAACACCUUUGACCUCUCCUCUGAGAUGAUCGGCCUGGCGCUCGCAGGGAACAGCCAGGAUCCAGAUGAGCCUGUUCUAGAGUUCAGUGUGGCCUGUAAUGAGUUGGUGACCCCAGCUCUGGAGCGGAAACCCAACAGCUUUGUGGCAGUGAGCUGCACCACCCCUCCCCAGGCCUUCUGGACCAAACACACCCAGACUGAGAUCAUCGAGGGCACCAAUAACCCUAUAUUCCUGAGCAGCAUAGUCUUCCAGGACUCUCUGAUCAACCAGCAGACGCAGGUCAAGCUGUCUGUGUACGACGUCAAGGACCGCUCUCAGGGCACGAUGUAUUUAUUGGGCUCAGCUCUGUUUCCUGUGAAGGAGUUGCUGCAGGAGAAGAACCACAGUUAACACUUGACCCUGAGAUCUGCAGAGAACAAGCUCGUGGGGAACAUCACCAUCAUUGCCUGGCAGAUAGAGGAGAAGAGGGACCAGAGGACUCUGCCUGUUGCCAGGUUACCAGACACCAUCAACGGCAGGACCGUGCUUCCGGUGGAUGAGAGCCUGACAGAAUCCAUGGGCGUCAGAGCCAAAUAUGCAUCUUUAUGCAAAGACACCCCUGCUGACAUCAGUGUUUGGAGCACCAUGUCCAGAAUGUACCGUUUCCCAACGGACGGUCACCAUCUGCGGGUGCUAGAGAUGGCUGAAAGUGUGUUGUCUCUCAACAUCCCCAGACAGUAUGGUCAAACUACUGCGGAGGAGGACGCUGUCAGGGUUUGUGAGCUGGAGGAGCUGGGGAGUUGUCACCGAUGCUGGGAGAACCUACGACGACAGAUAGUCACUCAGUACCAGACCAUCAUCCUCGCCUACCAGGAGACUCUCUCUGACCUCACCAACUACAAGGGUCCGUCGUUCAAGGCCAGUAACCUGAAGGCAGAGAGGAAGCUGGAGUUCAUACCCACCAACCUUCAUGUCCAGAGGAUGAGGGUGCAGGAUGAGUCUGGCUUUGACCACACGUAUGAUGUGGUGACUAUCGGGGCUCCCGCCCACUGCCAGGGCUUCAAGAACAGCGGCUCGCGCAGCAAUCACAAGUUCGAGGAGGCCAAGAAACACAGUGCCCUGUCCAGCUGUCAGUCUAUAGUGUACAUCCCCCAGGACAUUGUCCGGGCCAAGGAGAUCAUCUCCCACAUCAACACRCUGAAGACCCAGGUCAGCUACUAUGCUGAGAGGCUGUCCCGRGCCGCCAAGGACCGCUCUGCCAACGGUCUGGAGAGGACCCUCGCCAUCCUGGCUGAGAAGACUCGCCAGCUGGUGACGGAGUGCGACUGCAAACUGCUGGCGUCGGCCAUCCAGGCACUGAACGCGGCACGCCCCGAGUACAUCGCCUCCAAGGCGUCACCCUCCYCCGACGCCACCGAUCAAGUUGUCCUGCGCAACGACCGGGACACGCUGCUGGCCAAGUGGAGCGGAUGCAACAGCCGCUCCUCGCUGCACGUCGYCUGGCACGAGGAGGAGUGGGAGAAGGUGUGGGUAAAUGUAGACAAGAGUCUGGAGUGUAUCAUCCAGCGGGUGGACAAACUCCUUCAGAAGGACCGUCUGCCUGGCGACAGCAGCCAGGGGGACACUACCCCAGACCACCAGCAGGGCGGCAGUAGUAAAAAAGAUGGCAGCCCCAGUGGCGAGGAGGCUUUCCCAGGGGAGUGGAGCGAGGCGCUGUACCCUCUCCUCACCACGCUGACAGAGUGUGUGGCUAUGAUGAGUGACAAGGCGAAGAGCUCCAUGGUGUUCCUGUUGAUGCAGGACAGUGCUCCUACCAUCGCCAUGGACCUCUCCCUGCAGUACAGACGAGACGUGGUCUUCUGCCAGACGCUCACUGCCCUCAUCUGUGGCUUCAUCAUCAAGCUGAGGAACUGUCUCCGUGACGAUGGCUUCCUCAGGCAGCUCUACACCAUCGGCCUGCUGGCCCAGUUUGAGUCUCUGCUCAGCACCUACGGCGAGGAGCUGUCCAUGUUGGAGGACAUGUCGGUAGGCAUCAUGGACCUACGGAACGUUACCUUCAAGGUGACCCAGGCAACCUCCAGCUCCUCCCCCGACAUGCUGCCGGUCAUCACCGGCAACCGGGACGGCUUCAACGUCCGCAUCCCGUUGCCGGAGACCAUGUUUGACGCGUUGCCGCGGGAGAUCCAGAAUGGCAUGCUGCUGCGCGUCCAGCCGGUGCUCUUCAACGUGGGAAUCAACGAACAGCAGACGCUGGCAGAGAAGUUUGGAGACACGUCUCUGCAGGAGAUCAUUAACCUAGAGAGUCUGGCCAGACUCAACUCCUACUAUCAACAGUUCAAGGAGGUCCUACCUGAGGACUGCCUGCCCAGGUCCCGUUCCCAGACGUGUCUACCAGAGCUGCUGAGGUUCCUGGGACAGAACGUCCACGCCAGGAAGAACAAGAAUGUAGACAUCCUGUGGCAGGCAGCAGAGAUCUGUCGUCGUCUGAACGGUGUGCGUUUCACCAGCUGUAAGAGUGCUAAGGACCGCACGGCCAUGUCUGUCACCCUGGAGCAGUGUCUGAUCCUACAGCACGAACAUGGCAUGGCCCCACAGGUCUUCUCCCAGGCCCUCGACUGCAUGCGCAGCAUUGGGACCAGGGAGGGGGUCACCCAGAAGAACCUGAGUGGCCUGUUGCCUGUCCGUGAUUUCAGGCUGGACCCCAGCCUGCUGUACUCCCUGCCCCUGCUGGCCCUCAGCCCCAACCUGCUGGUCGUCUGGCUGUUCCUCAGCGUCGCCUACUUCCUGGCCAAGCUCCGCUGCAGCUGAAGGCACAGCCCCUCUGCCACCCAGCCCCACCUACUCUCGACCUCUACUCACCUCUUCUCUCUGCCCGUUCCCCCCAGUGUGUCCGUCAGUCAGUCAGGAAGAAAGGCAAAAAGUUAGUUUGUCAGUCAAGGAGGAAGACAGGCAGUCAGGGAGUCAGUCAGUCGCUCUAUGUCAGUCUGUCUGGAGCUCAGCCGGGAGAACCCUCUGAUUGGUCGAGGGCAGACCGUGUGUACCUGACUGGACUUUAUGUGCGUCACUCGGGCUAAACUGCCAGCUGUUCCACCUAAUGGGCAGCCAGCACUCCUCCCGCCCUGCUCUCUGUCCUAACCAAUCCAGUCAGAGCAGGAGGCUGGUCUAAAGGUCUAUGUGCAGUACUGUAUGAGACUGUUACUGUCAGUGUUCUGACAUAUUUCUCAGUUUAACACCCAUUGUUUUACAACAAUCAAAUACAAACAGAGUAUGGGGAGAAACUUUGAAAUAAAGACGGUAAGAAGUUUUAGCUGAAUUUAAUGGAAGUUUUGUCCCAGUUGUCCUUGAGUAUUUAUAAUGCAGCUUCCCAACUCAUGACAUGAUUAUAACCAUGCUAUUAUGAUAAUGUGAUGUCAUGGAUCCUUUGGUUUUGCACAGAGCUUAUUUUCAGMCAUGCAAAUGUUCUGGCUUGCUUGACGUUUACGUCUUCCAUAAGGUUUGCAUACAGCAUAAGCCAAGGGAUGGCUUGGCCAUGCAAUAUCAAGCUGAUGUUGUUUUGAUCUGGUGGCCAUUUUGUUGUUGUUCCUCAGGCCUUCCUACUCUUACAGCAGGAGAGACUUGUGUCCGCUUUCACUUUAAAKCAAUGCACUUUAUUUAUCAACGUUGUCAUCUUAAUGAAGGUUAUUCGCUUGUCUUGCCAAUUGACACAGUUUCAUCUUGGUCGGAGCAAUUUGAAUUGYCUAAAUCUGGGAAUGUAUGAUAUUUCAGGGGAGCUUUGUUGGCUUGUUUGAUUAUGCAGUGUAGUUUUUCCGAGGUGUUUAUUUUUUAGUUGAUAUCAGAUUUCAUGUCUGUACCAAGUUUCCUAUUUACUAUGGAGUUUGUAUAUAUGAAUUGGUUCUUUGUUUGAGAACCUAUAAGUGUUGCAGUUCUAGGGAAAUGACAGAGAAGAUGAAGAGAAUGUACAUGGGCAAACCUCAAAUGGCUCCCUACCACCAAACGAUGCACUACCUCUGACCAGUAGUGCACUAAAUAUAGGGGAUGAUUUGAGACACAGCCCAUGCUUGUUGUGCCAAAUGAUUUAGCCAGGUCUCAGAUGCUAGAUACAGGUCUUGGAUCUUUAUUCCAGGUCAAAGUGUUACUUCCAGAWCUCCCAGCAGCCCAAAUCCAUCCCGCUUCCACAGAGAAGUGCCCUAGAAAGGGAGAUUUGAUAUCAGACUCUUUGGGUUACUUCCAAGCCUUGCACUCUGGACUUCCUGGUCUCUGCUGAGAGUCCACCCACCAUUAUCAUAUACAGUAGUUGCUAUCUAGUCCCAUAAAAACAUGAUUAGCRAUCUAAUGGUAUAUGCACUCAUUAAUAUGUAGACUAGUGGUAUUAUCGUUUUCCAGCCCCAUAGCCUCUCUCCAUUUGAAUCAGUAUAAUACCUGUCUUCGGUGCUGUGUUACGUCCCAAGACGGCCACACUCAAUCCAAUCUAAAGUGACCUACUAAAGAAAUGGACCAUCCGUCCCAAAAUAUCCUCCUCUGUGAGAUUGUCACGCUUGUAUUACAUCCCCUCCACCCCCCAUUUCCAACUCCUAGACCCCCACAAUGGAAAACUGGAGYGAUUCUUUUGUCCUUGUUGGUUGAGCUAUAUGCAAGAUUCUUAUAGGCCUCUCACCUGUGUGACUGGUAUGAGAGCUAGGCUGGGUUUAAUGGUGUAUUUAGGUUAGUUCAAUGGUUUGGUUUUGAAUAUUCCGUUUUUUUUUUUUUUACUGAUUUUUGUGCAAUGUUAUGUUUUACAUUAUCGACAAAUACGUAGGUACAUGCAGUAUUUAUUUCUCAGUAUUCUACAGUAUUUACUUUUUCAAUCUUGUAAAUCCAUAUUGUAAUAAUAGAAAUGUAUAAAGUCAGAUCAUCUAUUGAUAAGUAUGCUGGUGUAGAACUACCUCUAUUGUCCCAUAAAACACCAUCUGACUGUCAGCCAGGGAGGAGAGCUGAGGGACAGCCAGGGAAGAGAGCUGAGGGACAGCCAGGGGAGGAGAGCUG